Fukomys damarensis (Damara mole-rat) is the source of this 3830-nucleotide messenger RNA. It is a transcript of the gene Arhgef26, whose product is annotated as Rho guanine nucleotide exchange factor 26. Gene Ontology annotation, biological process: activation of GTPase activity. Gene Ontology annotation, molecular function: guanyl-nucleotide exchange factor activity; protein binding. The coding region runs from base 388 to 2997 and encodes 869 amino acids. The record is from RefSeq and is a predicted model, not a curated record. The transcript is spliced from 14 exons. Lineage: Eukaryota; Metazoa; Chordata; Mammalia; Rodentia; Bathyergidae.
GGACGGCCGGCUGGAUGGCGGCUGAGGGGAGCGUCCCGCGGCGCGUUUCCCGAGAAAGCUGAACCCGUCCCAAGUUUCCUGCGCUUCGGUUUGAAACCAGAGACUUGGUGGCCGGCUCCUUCCGUGCGGGUGGUCGUUGAGCGCGGGAGUGACGCGAAGGUGUCUGGAUUAAUCCGCCCGGGAAGCAGCCCGGAUUUGCGCCCCGGCCCCCGCGCUUUUCUCCCGAGAAAGGGCGGGUAAGUGGCGCUCAGUGGCGUCCCGCGCCACAGCCGGGUGACCGCUGGGGUCGGAGCUGGCGUGUGUGCGAGACGUGCCAGGUUGUUCGGAGAAGGGUUCCGUAACUUUUUCCCUGCUAGGAAACCUUAGGGGUUGACCCGAGGCCUCGCCAUGGACGGCGAGAGCGAAGUGGAUUUUUCUAGCAACAGAUUAACCCCUUUAUGGCGGAGGCGGUCGACCCCUGAACCCCAGCUGGUGGGCCGGAGCAAACCGAGGCCACAGUCCUACCAGAGCCCCAGCGGGUUGCUGAUCACGGACUUCCCGGUGGAGGAGCUGGGGACGCUGCCCGCGGCGCAGACGCCCGCCCAGCUGCCCGCCUCGUCGGACGGCGGGACGGUACAGAGAAGCCCCCUCUUUCUUUGCGCCCAUGGGGGCGCGGUGACCAAUGGGCGGACGGUCUCUCCGGAAUACAGAGCUGCUUCUCCUGGACCCCGACGGUCCAAGUCACCCCAAGUCCCCAAAGUGGCUUUCGGCGGCUCCCCGAAGUCUCGGGCAAAUGGCACGGUGAACCCUGCCCCUACGCUGCCACUGAGCACCCCUCGGACUCCUGCGGUCGCAGCGCCCUGCAGCCCUGAGGACCCCACCGGAGUGACUGCCAGCCGGGUGCCUUCACCCACUGUCAAUGGUCUUGCCUCCAAAAACGAUUCCGCUGGCUCCUGUUCUCAGUCUGCGGAGACAGCCAAGGACCCAGAACGGAGGCCUUCGGGACUCUGUAAUGUGUCCCAGAAAACGCCUUUGGAACAAAACCUCCCCCUCCAAAGGCUGCCCUCGCGGGAGAACGAACUACCGGAAAACCCUUCCGUGGUUUUGAGUACAAACAGCCCUGCUGCCCUCAAAGUGGGGAAGCAGCAGAUCAUUCCGAAGAGCCUAGCCUCAGAAAUUAAAUUAAGUAAAUCCACCAAUCAGAAUGUGGAGCCCCAUAAGAGACUCCUCAAGGUGCGCAGCAUGGUGGAGGGCUUCGGAGCACCCCUGGGUCCGACGGGGGAAGAGAGGGAGGUCGACAAUGACCUGGAUAGCCCCGGGUCUCUGCGGCGAGGCCUGCGGUCCACGUCCUAUCGCAGGGCUGUGGUCAGUGGCUUUGAUUUUGACAGCCCUAACAGCUCCAAGAAGAAGAACAGGAUGUCCCAGCCUGUCCUGAAAGUGGUGAUGGAAGACAAGGAAAAGUUUUCCAGCCUGGGAAGGAUAAAGAAAAAAAUGCUGAAAGGACAAGGAACAUUUGAUGGGGAAGAAAAUGCUGUCUUAUAUCAAAACUACAAAGAAAAGGCCCUUGACAUUGACUCUGAUGAAGAGUCGGAGCUCAAAGAGCAGAAGUCAGAGGAAAAAAUUGUGAUUCACCAUAAGCCGCUGAGAUCUACGUGGGGCCAGCUCUCUGCAGUGAAAAGAAAUGGGUUGUCUCAAACAGUGAGCCAGGAAGAGAGGAAGAGACAAGAGGCAAUCUUUGAAGUCAUAUCGUCUGAACAUUCAUAUUUACUAAGCUUGGAGAUCUUGAUUCGAAUGUUUAAAAAUUCUAAGGAACUAAGUGAUACAAUGACUAAAACUGAGAGACACCAUCUUUUCUCCAAUAUUACAGAUGUCUGUGAGGCGAGCAAAAAAUUCUUUACAGAGUUGGAAGCGAGGCAUCAGAAUAAUAUCUUCAUAGAAGAUAUAAGUGAUAUUGUAGAAAAACACACAGCAUCCACAUUUGAUCCCUAUGUGAAAUACUGCACAAAUGAAGUCUACCAACAGCGAACACUACAGAAAUUGUUAGCCACCAAUCCCUCCUUUAAGGAAGUGCUGUCUCGGAUCGAGUCCCAUGGAGACUGCAGGAACCUGCCCAUGAUCUCUUUUCUCAUUCUCCCCAUGCAGAGGGUGACCCGCCUUCCCCUGCUGAUGGACACUAUCUGUCAAAAAACACCUAAGGAUUCUCCAAAGUAUGAAGUCUGCAAAAGGGCCUUAAAGGAAGUAAGCAAGUUGGUUCGGCUGUGCAAUGAAGGAGCCCGAAAGAUGGAGAGGACCGAGAUGAUGUACACCAUUAACUCCCAGCUGGAAUUUAAAAUUAAGCCUUUUCCUCUAGUCUCCUCCUCCCGGUGGUUGGUGAAAAGAGGUGAGCUGACAGCUUACGUAGAAGACACUGUGCUUUUCUCGAGGAGGACAUCCAGACAGCAAGUCUACUUCUUUCUCUUUAACGACGUCCUCAUUAUCACCAAGAAGAAGAGUGAAGAAAGCUACAAUGUCAAUGAUUAUUCCUUAAGAGAUCAGCUCUUGGUGGAAUCUUGUGACAAUGAAGAGCUUAAUUCCUCUCCAGGGAAGAACAGUUCCACGAUGCUUUCUUCGAGACAGAGCUCAGCCAGUCAUCUCUUUAUUCUGACAGUCCUGAAUAACCAUGCGAAUGAGAAAGUGGAAAUGCUGCUAGGGGCAGAGACACAGAGUGAGCGAGCCCGCUGGAUAACUGCCCUGGGACACAGCAGUGGGAAGCAGCCUCCAGACCGAACCUCACUGACCCAGGUGGAAAUCGUUAGGUCAUUCACAGCCAAGCAACCAGAUGAGCUGUCCCUGCAGGUGGCAGAUGUGGUGCUCAUUUAUCAGCGUGUUGGAGAUGGCUGGUACGAGGGGCAACGACUUCGAGAUGGAGAAAAGGGCUGGUUCCCUAUGGAGUGUGCCAAGGAGAUAACAUGUCAAGCUACAAUCGACAAGAACGUGGAGAGAAUGGGCCGUCUGCUGGGACUGGAGACCAAUGUGUAACCUCCGAGACAGCAUUUUGUUACUGCGAGAUUUGCACGACAGAGUAGUGGGCUGGUUGUACUGUUAACUUCAUCCGCGCUUAUUUAAUUAAAAGAAAUAAAAAACAUUUGCCUUUAAGCUUGCCAAGAUGUACUGCUCUCCGAAGAACAGCUAACUAGUUCACAAAACUCAGUUCUUCCGUGAUCUCUUGGUGAACCUCCUUGGGUCCACCAAGCUGCUCACUUCAGGGAUCAGGCAGUCUCAGCACCUCCUACUUUCGCUGCAUUUUGACAUAAAAUAUAUAUAUUGCUGUAUUGGUUUUCUCAGUCCUCAUUUUACUAAGAACAUUACAGUUCCCCCUUAAACAUCUGUGUGGUUUUCCAAGUGUUAGCAAAAUUUUGUCUUUAAGGAAUGCCUAGUUUUGUAAAUAAUUUUUCUUUUGUUUUAACAUCUGAUUCUAAUGCUAUGUUAAUUUCAGAAGGAAAUGAUGAGAGUUCAGAAGUGAGCAGUCAUGUUUUCCUAAAUCUCUUCCCAGGAAAGAGACAUCGACACUUGAAUUUUUGCUCCCAUUUUCCUCAUUAAAUGGAAAAUAAGGAGUCUUUCCUUUAAGGAUUUUUUUUUUAAAUCCAUCUCAUUCAAUAUUGGUUUUUGAUAAAUGUAGCCUAAUACAUCUAAGCUACUUUAACAUAGAAUUUAACGUAGAAUCUCUUCACAUAUGAAGAAAAUGCUGAACAUAGGAUAGGGUCCUGACUGUUUUUUUUUUUUUAGUAUUCCCAAGUGAGCUGAGAAGCUGAGAAAAUACUGACAUGAGCUGCUUUGCCUCCCCUGCCAUUAAGUUUAUUGGUCCAUUUAAA